AUUGAGUUUUAUGUUAUUUAAUUUCCAUUGAUAAACUAUAUUUGGGCAGCGGGGCACGUCUCCAGAUAACCUUGAGGCCCAAUAAAUACAGCAUUGACGCAAUGGUGCGCCUAUCCGCUCGCUGCCUCAUGGCCUUUCAACGAAACCAGGAUGCGGCCAACUUUGUGUUCGAGGGCAAGAAGAUUAUUGGAGUUGCCCUAAACUAUAUGUGCGCGGUCAGAGCAAAAAAUGUGCCGGUGCCACAGGUGCCGAUCGUUUUCUUAAAACCAACAACUUCUUAUCUGCGUGAAGGCUGUCCCAUUAUCUUGCCCAAAGUAUUUACCAAGGUGGCCUAUGAAGUGGAGCUAGGCGUGGUCAUCGGAUCGCGGUGCAAGAAUGUAUCAAAAGCUCAGGCCAUGCAACAUGUUGGCGGUUACUGUUUGGCUUUGGACCUCACUGCCCAAUGCAAUUUGGCUGCUGCGCGCGCUUCUGGCGGCUCCUGGACGUUAGGCAAGGGCUUCGACACAUCAACGCCAGUUUCACGUUUAAUACCGUUUGAUGCUGUGGAGGAUCCCCAUGCCCUGCCGCUGUGGCUUAAGGUCAAUGGAGAGCUGAAGCAGAGUGGCUGCACGGCUGAUUUGGUUUUCAAAGUGCCUGACAUUAUUGCCUAUGUAUCCAAGUAUAUGACAUUGGAGCCAAAUGACUUGAUACUGACGGGCACGCCAAAUGGCUCCGAUGCUUUCAAAGCUGGCGAUGUCAUCGAGUGCGGCUUGGCGGAUUUGGCCACCAUGAAGUUUAAUGUGUGUGCGGAGUAAUACAGACUUAUUACUGACAAAUGACAACUAAAUUGUAUGUUAUCAAUUUAAGUAUAAAGCCAUUAAACGAACGAUUAGGUUUGCUGAUCUAU
This is a messenger RNA of Drosophila novamexicana, 886 nucleotides long. RefSeq names its product acylpyruvase FAHD1, mitochondrial. The record is from RefSeq and is a predicted model, not a curated record. NCBI's taxonomy places the organism in Eukaryota, Metazoa, Arthropoda, Insecta, Diptera, Drosophilidae. The transcript is spliced from 4 exons. The coding region runs from base 102 to 794 and encodes 230 amino acids. Gene Ontology annotation, cellular component: mitochondrion. Gene Ontology annotation, molecular function: acetylpyruvate hydrolase activity.